[Torrubiella] hemipterigena is the source of this 5379-nucleotide messenger RNA. NCBI's taxonomy places the organism in Eukaryota, Fungi, Ascomycota, Sordariomycetes, Hypocreales, Clavicipitaceae. The record is from the annotation of a GenBank genome assembly.
CAGAGACGUUCGCUUUAUAUCCAAUUCGGGAAAUAGAGGCAUCCAGGGAGCCUCACGCUGCAAAUCGCUCCAAGGGCAACACGCCAGCCCGGGCGUGGCUCUGUUUUGUAUAUAAGCCAUGGUUGCAGCUGCUCUCCCUCGAGGCCUAUAUCCCAACAAUAGUCCUCCCAAUUUAUUUUGCACAGUGUCUUUCUUUGCAUAAUAGACGUGUAAGCCGCUUGAAGCUACAUGUGUUUCUUCUCGUGUGGUAAAUCUCCCUCUCGCUAUCAUCCUCUGCCGUCCGAGGACACGCUCGUUUCUGCAAGACGCCCAAGUCAACCUCACUCUCCUUCCACCCGUUCACCAAUCCCACCAUCUGCCAACAUGGGCUCAUCGUCGAUGGCUCCAAAUCAGGCUGGGGCAGCCAGCUACUUCUCUGUUCAACAUGAGCGUCUAAUUCUGGAACUCCUCCCUUUCAAGGACAGCGCCAAGUUCCAUGAAUGGAUCCAAGGAGACAUGGUUCGGGGUUCGUGGGCUGAGUUCCACCGAGACUUUCUCGUCAAGUUUCCUUCAGAUCAUGUCGAGCCGGAUAAAAACAAAACAGCAGAUGCAGUCAAGAGUGCCAUCUCGAGCAGAUCACACAAGUUUUUGGCUUACCACCCAGACAAGAAGAAUUGGACCAGAGAGGACCAUCACAUUAGGUUCAUUGUCACGACUAUACAAGAUAAUAUGCUGACUGGUCUGUGGAGCGAAUCGGACUGGAAGAAACGAAAUUUUGAGAUUGCUAGAGCCGUAUAUGAAGUUUUGUUCUUCCUGAAGGCUUCAUAUUUCGCAGCAGAUCAACAACCGCCAGGUUAUACACAAUAGAUUGGGUUGCCUACAGGGAUUUAUGAUAAUUAAUUUUUUUUUAACAAACUUGUUCUACAUUACUCUCUUUUAUAGUUGUCUGUAAUCUUCCUUUCAUUUAGCUUUUUUCUUAUUUUAUUUUAUCCUCAUGUAUACGUCUUGUGAUCGCCUUGGAAAGGCACACAAGCUAACGAACUGUUGGACUCUCAGACUCAAAUUUAUGACAACAAUGCAAAGAAAAGUACCAUCUAUGGUCAUUACUAGUACACUAUCUUAUACCCGGAACAAUCCAAAACUACAAUAGCCGGCUCACUGCGAGAAGGAGAAGAAAGAAUCACUGUCUACUUCUCUAGGGUAAUAGUAUAGCAAUACAGCUAAGAUCCAACGUGGCGCAGAGCCUCUCUGGGUUUAAAGAUCUACAGGGACACUGCUAAAAUACAGCGCAAUUAAAAAAUAUUUUUUCCCAGAUGAAUAAAUAUAGUGCCAUCUAAAGACACCCCGAAUUUCUUCAAAUCGGAUAGAAGCCCGUCGUCAUGGCGCCCAAUUGCGCGAAAUUAGAGCCCCAACGAAGCCCAGCGCCCCAUUUUAGUAGGGCGGUCUGCUAGACACGCCGCUGAACACCGUUGACAGCGGCAAACCCCACCGCCCUAAGGCAGGAAGAGAAAAACUUUUACUAUGGACGCAAAUGGGAAUCAUAGUCCGCAGCUUCGGUGGAGCCCAAGCCGGCGAUGAAUACCUCUAACGGCUUCAACAGACGGCCUUUGAAAUGUCGGACAGUUGAUGAGAAGUUGUGCCUUUGGUCAGACUCUCAAAAGGUAAAUCGUGUUUGCUGAAAGUGCCAAAUGGGACAUGACCAACAUGACGUAUAUGGUGUGUAUUAAGCCGGUAUUAAUCGAGGCUGCAUGUAUUUCAAUAGUUCGGCGGCCACCCGAUCCCAAGAUCUGUGAACAGAGCGUACACACCAGCUCGCAGCCACCAACUGAAGAUAGAACCGAAUGAAUGGCCGACUUGCCCACACGCCCCCUUUAUCUCUGUAGGUACUUGAUCCUUUCACGGUCCAAGUACUCCGCCGGGACAGGUCUCCAUUGUGGCCUGGUCUGUGAUGCGAUAGGGCAAUCCAAUGCAGAUGCACUUGCAUGGCCCCUCCCGAAUGCGAGUCCGUCCAGUGGCAGCGAAAAAAAAACUCUGCUCCCAGCGCGGGAUCCAAGGCUAUUGGACCGCUGUAGCUAGGGAGCCCAUGCAGCUCUGACUCCUCCCAAUGUGACGCGGAGCAAAUUUUCUUGGUGACGGUGCAGCCGUUCCCAGUGGAUCAUGUGCUAACCACUAGAGGUCUUGCGCUAUUAGGGCGCUGUGCUCGCCAACGUUGGUUAUCCAGCUUGUUUGCGCCCAUUAAUGUAGAUUUGCUGCUUAUAAGGGGUAUGUAAUGUAUGUAUAUUAUAAGAAGACACGGUCGCGCAGAUCGUCGCAUAUCUUCCCAUUUGCUUCAGAUUUGUACUUGCUUAUAGCAUAUCAGUUGUUUGGCUGGAAGGCUGUGGCACUCCCCUGGCCUGAGCCGGCUCGCUGCGGCAAAACGCUUCGUUCCUGAGCCAUUUAGCAAACAUCCCUGUUAUUAGACGCCCUGGACAUGCACUAGGUGCGCUUCGCUGAAGGGGAUAUGGGAUUAUGUACUCAUCUCCGCUGCAUGGCCGAACCACUGAACUAGGGUGGGAGGGUGAAUGCAAGUCAAAUGUAACCUGAGCUGACUUGGCUCCCUGUUAUUCAUCGUUUAUAGUCUGUGAAUGCUCACUGACAUCCACUGUUCAUUCUCGAUCCGGACCGUCGCCGUCGUCACUGUCAGCCUCAUCCUCAUCCUCAUAAUAAUAUUCGUUGUCCGCCUCUUGUUCUUGUUCGGAGUCGCUGUGGCCAACGUCCUGGCCAAGAAUGAUGUCUUCACUCCCUUGCCACUGAGGAGGAGGUGGCGGCAGCGCGGCGUCAUCACCCUCAUCCCAACCGUAGUCUUCCUCAUCUUCACUAUCGGGAACUUCAAGCUCUGUUUGCCCUAGUUUUCGUUUACUUGCAGCUUGACCAUCUGUCAUCUUCACUAGCUGACUAGGAUCGUAUGCCACGCCACUUAUACCAGCCUACAAACAGUAUUAGUUUUCCAAUCUGCGAAGCCAACUGCUAUUCUGCAACGUACCUGGUUAACUUGGAAAGCACAUACAUGCUCGCCGUUGUCAUAUAACUUCCGCCCGUUGCGCUUCUGUACACCGGCUAGGAAGACGCUGCUCGCCUUCCUUUCUCUCCAGAGCCAAUUUCUAAAUAACACUAUCUUGGUUGCAGUACCUUGCUCCCACAAAGCAGUGUUUAUGGCAGGUAUAAGAGCGGCACUCCGAUCUGCCUGCAUUUUUGUGGCACACUGUGAUAGAAUGACAACCGUGCACUUUUUAGUUGCGGCUAGCUUUUGAAGCGAGGUGAUGAUGAAUUGGAUAGCUUGGAGGCGUUUGGCGUUAACAGAUGGUCCUGUUGAUUGUUAGUCCGGCCUUGAUAGAUCAUUCGUUCCGGGCUUACCACCCGAGUUCUUUGUCCCAGAAGUCCGUGGCUCAUGGCUUCUCGGCAGAGCUGAGUUUAUGAGCGCCGAGACUGAGCUAAUAACAAUUAAAGAAACAUCCGGAUCAAAGGCCUUGGAUGCUGGCUUAGAGACCAAGGCCAUGAAGUGAGCUAGCGUGAAGCAGGAGUAGUGGCUAAACUUGCCCAGCUUUGGCGCGAUGGAGUUUCCAUCUUCGUUCUGAUUAGUCUCAGACUUCGGGUUAUUGUUAAUAUGGUGUAAAACUUUAGCCAAGCGUUGGCUUUGGAGCUUCUGAAAGCAAUCUGCGAAAAGGCGAAAGUUGUCAGUGAUUGGGACUUUCAAGUGUCUAAGUGUCUGCCUACCAAUCCAUGCAACGCCUUGGCCAUCCUUUAGGGCAUUAGCUGUGAGCUGAAUUCUGGUUCGAUUAGAUUAAGAAAUCAAAUGGAGAAUAGAACACCUACCCAAGUGCUGUCCUGCCGCUGCCAGGCGGACCCCAGACCUCGGUGACCUGACCGCGUUGGAUGCCGCCGAGCGAUGCGGGGUUGAACGGGGCCGUAUCGAGAAGAAUCUUAUCUAGUUUUGUUAUACCUGUAGAUAUGGGUUGUGAUUUCUCAUCCUCAAGCUGCUCUAGAGCCUGUGAGGCAUCGAUAGGCGGCAAGCGAUCUGUAAUCCAAUACAACAAUGUCAAAACUUGCAACAUCGUGCCCAUGAACAUCGUGAUAAUCCAUCACCAACCAAUCAUGUCUACCGUUGCUGCCCUGCUGCAACCUUUUGUAUCUUGAGACGUGAUUGGCAGCUGCUGGCGUGUUAUUGGUGUCGUGAACGGGUCACCUCACACCUGUCCUCACGUGAUGGAGAAGAGCACCAUGUUCUUCGUUACUUCCGCCGCUGCGUCAAGUAUAGUCCACCUAGGUAUAAACAAAGAUGAAUUUUUUAAAAGACACACCCAAAAAGCCGAAUCCGCAUAACAAGUGUAUUCAAUUUGAAGCCAUCCGAUGCAUCCGUCAACAGGCGGAAAGGUGGAGGGACGGCGACCAUCUGCCCACCCCCCACCGGGCCGCUGAUGCAUGCUGCGGCUGCGCUGAUAUUUGGAAACAUAUAACGUAACGUUUUCUUUGUCCAUUGGACGCGGCAACUUAUUGACGCCAGCAAAGGUUGUAUAUUAGACUAUGCCAUCGAUCAUCUUCGCCAAACAGGCCCAGAACACCGGUGUGAUCGUUCCAUUCCGUCUGCCGAUGUCGUAAGUUGCGCCUACGCCACGCUUUAAUGCUACUGCAGGAAUAGAAGUGGCAAGUUUGGUUUCAAUGCCACCCACACAUGACGCCCUGAAUCCUUGAUCGAUGGUUACCAUCGGUCGAGAUCGGCAGCUGCCUAGCAUAGCCGACCGUAUUCCGUGCCGCCGCCGACUCGGCCCAUAAAGGUCGCAUUUCGUAAUGAGAUCAUCCCCGCCUAGCCAAUCGCUUCUUGCUAUUCACCAUCUGACUGCUGUCACUUGUGCCAUCUUGUACUUAUGCUCCAGUUCCCUCAACUAUUGUACGUAAAGGAAACCGUUCAUCCGGUUAUACAGGCACGUCCAUGUUGGCGAAUACAAUCCGGUAGCCAUCCGGAUCCUCAAAGGUCUUGCCAUGCAUAUCCCAGUAUGGAUUGAAGCUGGUUACCGGUGCAAAGCCGCACGUCUGCAUCCGCUCAAUAGCUAGCUGAAAAUCUUCCUCUUUUGGAAGGUAAAAGAUGAGCAGGUUGUCGGCUGUAGGCGCGCGUCCCGCUUUAUGGCCGUCGGCAGAUGUAAACUCAAGAUGAUAGCCCGCGUUCUUAUGACCAAGCAUCAUGCCAUCAAAUCCAUCAUGGCCAUUAAAACGAAAGAGUAGGUCAAAGCCGAGGCCGUCUCGAUAGAACGGCAAAAGUGCCUCAAGAUUAUCGGAGGGACGGGCGAUCCGGAGGUGUGCCUUCGCCACUGACAUUGUGAUACCGAUAUUAAUGUGUGUUCCUGCCUGGUUGCUCUAGAGUGCAUA